GUCGAUAUUUUUAUAUCAACAUUACGCCAUCAUGCCGGCUCAUCCAACCUGACAGCCCUGGGACCCGCAGCCACGUUGCAUCUUGGCAUUUCUCGAAUAUCUGCGAGAUCCAUCCAAUCAUAUGGUUGAGUAAUUGACCAUGACAGUCCCGGCAACUUGGUAGCCGUUAUUGCUCAGCCCUAUGGAAUUUAUAUCAUGCAUGAGGAAGACGCCCUUCAGUUAAGGGUGAAAUGGAAAAUGGCUAUUGGCCCAUUCGCGUUCGAUAUGUUUGAUUUGAGUAGUCAGAGGUAGAUAUAUAAGAAUGAAGUUGAAACCCGGAAGGGAAGACUUCUUUUUUCUCCCAUCACCACCAACAUCAAACCAACAAAAUCAAAACAUUUCCUAUUUCUUAUUUAUUUCCUUAUUCUCCUUUGUCAUUUCCUCAUUUCCUUAUUUCCUUAAGUCUUCUCCUACUUCUAUUUCUUACCAGUGCAGUUCGUUCUUUUGGGCCGAUCCUCUCCUACUACCACAACAUCGCAAUCGUCAGUUCGUCUAAUUCAAACCUAAUACCGUCAAAAUGCUCAAGAUUGGAACCGUCGCUGCCAUCUUGACUUUCUGCUCCGUCUCUACGGCUGCUCCUGCCAACUUGGGAUCUGAUGCGUGGGCCAGCACUAGCUCCGGAUCAUACACCACUCCCCCUAGUUGGGUUGCCACCGGCGGCUCGACUUACGAGACUUCCAUUCCCUCAGGCUACUACAACUCUAUGAGCUACGCCCACAACGGCGGCAGCAACAGCACCGACGCAGCAGGUGCUUCCGCCACCGUCUCUGCUACAGACUCUGCAUCCGCCGCCGCCGCCGCAACAUUCAGCACCAGCGCCGCAGCCCCCGCCACUCCAACGGGCAUGAGCAAAGUCCAGCAGAUCCUACUCUCCGACACCCGCGCGGACGCCAUCAACAACGUGCUUACCUCAGACUCCGACUUCAUCUUCGACUUCCAGCAGAUGCGCAAGUACGGGCCAGGCAAGGGCGGCGAGAUCGUGCAGGCGAACCGCAAGGCCUUCCCCGCGCUGACGGGGACGGGGAUGAGCAUGGCAGUCGGGUUCCUGGGGCCGUGCGGCUUCAACACGCCGCACGUGCACAACCGGGCGUCGGAGCUGCUGAUCGUGACGCGCGGCAAGGUGGUGUCGGAGAUGGUGAUCGAGAACGGGGUGGUGGGCGGCGCGGACGGCCAGCCGCGCGACAUCGUCAACACGGUCGAGGAGAUGCAGGCCACGCCGUACUUCACGGGCGCGCUGCACACGCAGUACAAUCCCACCUGCGACGAGGCGAUGUUCGUCGCGCCCCUGUCGAGCGAGGAUGGGGGAAUCAGUCUCAUGGCGCAGAACUACCUCGCUAUGCAGGACGGUACUAUUGCUGCGGGCAUGGGUAACCAUAUCGACGGCGCUGAUAUCGAUAGGUUCCGCGGCAUGGUUAGCGUCAGCGUGGCGCAGGGUGUUGAGCAGUGCUUGCAGACUUGCAAUAUCUCUAAGCGCAAGUAAGGGGGCUCGAAUAAGUUGCUAGGACCUACCCUUUGAAAUGUACAAACUUCACGGAUGUAGCAAUAAGUGAUGAAUAGGAUGGUAAAGGGGGUAUGACGGGCUUUUGGGAUAGUAAACGACAGCGCACGUGUGAUGGUUGAUGGUUUAGAGGAGUUAUUAGGCAUCAUCGGCUCGGAGUUCUUAUUGCAUUGGUUUAUCUGUUUAUUUGGUGGAAUUUGGAUUUUAAUUUUUACUUGAAAACUUGGAAAACCGCCAGCUAUCUAUAUACGCUCGUUUCUGGUAGUAUUUGAGCC
Annulohypoxylon truncatum is the source of this 1812-nucleotide messenger RNA. RefSeq names its product RmlC-like cupin domain-containing protein. The transcript has a single exon. The record is from RefSeq and is a predicted model, not a curated record. NCBI's taxonomy places the organism in Eukaryota, Fungi, Ascomycota, Sordariomycetes, Xylariales, Hypoxylaceae. The coding region runs from base 557 to 1519 and encodes 320 amino acids. Gene Ontology annotation, molecular function: manganese ion binding. Gene Ontology annotation, cellular component: cell wall.